Messenger RNA from Puntigrus tetrazona (Sumatra barb), 1353 nucleotides. RefSeq names its product noggin 5 (gene nog5). Gene Ontology annotation, biological process: dorsal/ventral pattern formation; negative regulation of BMP signaling pathway; osteoblast differentiation. The record is from RefSeq and is a predicted model, not a curated record. The transcript has 2 exons. Lineage: Eukaryota; Metazoa; Chordata; Actinopteri; Cypriniformes; Cyprinidae. Bases 349 to 972 code for a protein of 207 amino acids.
GUGUUAGUUGUACCGGGUGACACGCGUCCAGCCGAAGCCCCGGGGCGACGCUCGUGACGCGUUCGGCGUCUCCAGAGAAAACCUCCGUUCAUCAGCGGACCGGCUUCAGUUAGCAAAGAACGGCACACUGCCUCACAUUAAAAACCUCUAGCCUGUGCUAAAUCACCUGUCACUGGCAUGCGGUUUAAAGGAUACAGGGAGCGUCUAUCUUACUGUUUCGGGCGAUUCGUUUCUCAGAAAAGCAUUUCGCAAGAACCGCGAUUCCCCACAGGUUUUCUUUCUUAAUCUUUACCCAGGUUAUAUUUUCUUCAACAAAUCGGACUUUUGGGUGAACUUUUCUCGACUUGAAUGGAAAUGAAGGCGUCUCCUGCGCUCGUGCUUUGCGUGACCGUUACAGUUCACCUCGCGCUCGCUCAGCUUCAGCUGCGCGUGCGCCCGUCGCCUAGCGACCACCUGCCGGUACCGGACCUGCGCGAGGACCCCGACCCGGCGCUGGAACCGGGAGAGAAGGAUUUGUCCCCUCGGUCGCUGCGGCGUAAGCUCGGCAGCAGCUUCGACCCCGUCUUCUCGUCGGUCGGUCCACCGAAUCCCGGUAACGGUUCGGAAAUCACGCGAGAGGACGACGCGGGUCUCGACGAAGCGUUCCGCCUGCUGGAUUUCACCGGUCUCAGAGCGGCGGCGAAAACGGAGCGCAGAGUGCGCCGGUGGCUGUGGUCGUACACCCGGUGCCCGGUGCUCUCGGCGUGGAAAGAUCUGGGCGUGCGUUUCUGGCCGCGAUACGUCAAAGAGGGGCAAUGCUCAGCCGAACGCUCGUGCUCUUUACCGGAGGGCAUGUUUUGUAAGCCGGUGCGGUCUGUGAGCGUCACGCUCCUCCGGUGGCGCUGCCGGCAGGGCUCGCGCGCGCUCAGGCGCUGCUCGUGGAUCCGCGCGCGCUACCCGGUGAUCUCACAGUGCGGCUGUGCGUGCCUAUAGCGUCAUCUCUUUACGUCUGGGCAUGACUUUACAGGACUUGUUCCUUUCACACACCCUUAUAACUUUGAGAAGGUGACCGGCGGACUUUACGGAGGGAGGGACACGCCCGUGAUUGUGUGUUCUUUUACUGUAUGCUGUCUUAAAUGAAGUUGCUGUGUGGAGCAUGAAGAGGAAAGAAAAACACAAUAAAAUGCUCUCAUCGAUCUCGUAAUGAGUAUCUCGACUGUCCUCCGUGUGAAAAGAUGGGUCUCAGUGUCAUGUAGUCACCUUUGGAAAUGUGCAGAAGAUGCUGGAAAAACAAAGAAUGUACAAGAGCUGGAGGAAUUUUCUGAGGAACAGCAGAAAGCAAAGAAAGGACUCGUGACCCAACAGAAAGGCAAA